Messenger RNA from Ostrea edulis (European flat oyster), 3534 nucleotides. Its product is annotated as ras-like GTP-binding protein Rho1. The record is from RefSeq and is a predicted model, not a curated record. Gene Ontology annotation, biological process: small GTPase-mediated signal transduction; cell migration. The transcript has a single exon. The coding region runs from base 2488 to 3117 and encodes 209 amino acids. Gene Ontology annotation, molecular function: GTPase activity; GTP binding. NCBI's taxonomy places the organism in Eukaryota, Metazoa, Mollusca, Bivalvia, Ostreida, Ostreidae.
CCUUUUAAAGGAUAUUUACCCCUACUGUGUCUCUUUUGUGACCCUCUUGCAUGACAGACAUCAAACUUGGUACACUGGUACAUCUUCAGGAGUAGAUGACCCUUAUUGAUUUUGAAGUCACCUGGUCAAAGGUCAAGAGUUAAACUGGACAUAGGAAUAUACUAUUGAUUUUGAGAUCAAGGGCCAAUUUACUCCGGACAUAGGAAGAUGUUGUCCACUCAAUAUUUACUAAAUGAUACAUGUGUAUAACCCUUUUCAAUUUUGCACCACGGGGGCAUAAUAUGUUUCUGUAUCAUUUCUUGUUGGAGGGAGGGGGGGGGGGCUAUUUAUUUUCACAUGACAUUUUCAUUCUUCAAAGUUAUUUCCUGAUAUUAAAGUAAAAGGAAGAAGCUAAUAGGAAGCAUAAUAAUAAAGUGUAUUGUGUGUAUUCCAACUAAUGUCCUGAAGGGGGGGGGGAAGUUUAUCGAAUACUUUUGAAAUAUUUGUUCUGGGUGAUUGACUAGUUUUUCGGGAAAUGGUUCACGAUAACCAAAAUACUCCAGAUUUUCACACAAACUGUGACAAAGUUUUGAGAUUUAUAGCACACACUAAGUUUGGGUCCAGUUCUAAGAACUAAGUAAUUUGUGAAGAGCCACUUCUAAACGGGGGAAAUAAACACAUCAUUUACCACAUGCAAUAUAACUACAAGCCUCUUCUAAUAAGGGGAUACUUGAAGCGAUUUUGUUUUUCAGAGAACUUAUGAAUCCUUAUGUAUAAUAGGUAUUAUACUAUUGUAAAGUUUUGGAGCAAUGUAAUAGGUGGCGAAAUUUUUUUAUUAAUAAAUGUACAUUGUGAAAAAUAUGGAUGUAGAUAUUAGGCUUAUGGUGUCAAGAAAAUUUUAAUAGAUCUUGGAUUCAAUGACAAUUUGGAUCAAUAAAAAAAUUGACAAGCAUAUGUUACAAAUUGUACAACAAAGAAUUUUUUAUCAAGCUAAGCAAGAUUUUUUUUAAAAUUGAAAAUUCAAAUUGUUCAUAUUGAUGGGUUAUAUCUUAAAAUCAAUUCCUGUAAAGUUGUAAAAGUGUAUACCUAAAAUGUGAUUAUCCUCACACCAUUUAGCCAUGGAAACGAGCAGAUAUUCCAAUACAAUCAGAGCAAAUAGAAACAGGCAGAUAUUCCAAUACAAUCAGAGCAAAUAGAUGCUGUACUUUUUGUGUGAAUAAUAUUGAAGAUGAAUACCAUUUUAUAUUAGUUUGUCCUGUAUAUACAGAAUUACGGAAAUUAUUAUUAAGGAAUAUUUCUUAUUUUAAAAAACCCAUCAAAGUUUAAAUUGAUAUAGUUGUUUAACAUGGGAAUGUAACCUUGGAAAAUUUAUAUCCAAUAGUAUGACACUGCAAGAGAUGAUUCAGUAUUUGUAACUACAUGUAUGUACCUACUUGUAUUUGUUCUCCAGUAAAUGUACCACUGACGUGUUUAAAUUGUUUAUAUUAUUGUAUACUGAUGAGUUUUAAACCUGAAAGUAAUAACGAACUUGAACUUGGAUCAUUAUAGAUCAUGUGCAUACAGUUAAGGUUGAAAUCAUAUAUAAGUUCAAAGUCGGUUUGAGAGAGAGAGAGAGAGAGAGAGAUGAUAGAACUGUUAAUUAAGUGGGGACAGUUUCUAACCAUUUGACCUACGUUAUGGGGUCAGAAAUGCACUCUGAAGACAAAAAUUUCGUCCUUACAGUUUCGAUCCCUAAAUGACUUUAUGUGACUCACAAAAUGUUAGAGUAACCUAUUACAGGUGUCUUUGCCUCUACCAUAACACAUCUGUAUUAUGUCCUAGAUUUUGUAAUGUAGUCCUCCACAACAGGAUUUAUCCACGAGAGAGAGAGAGAGAGAGAGAGAGAGAGAGAGAGUAAAAGAUGCAAAGUGAGGACAAAUUUCAACCAAUGGACAGAAGUUGUGAGGACAGAAUUGCACUAUGAGUACAAAUACAUGUCCUCUUAAAUGUGACCUACAGUAUGGGAAAGAUGUAGAUACAAAAUAUUAGCUUAGUGAGGACAAGUGGUGUGAGGACAUGUCCUUGCUGAUAUUCUCUCUCAAAAACCUUUUUUCAUAAUUCGGAAGAAAGUAAUAGAUAAACUUUUAUAGGUAUUCUUAUAGCUAUACCUAACAUAGUACUUUAUUGUCUGUGUGUAUUCUCUUCUACACAUUGUGAGGACGUCCUCAAUUAGUACAUGUAGGUUUGGUCGGGGAGAGAGAGAGAGAAAGAGAGAGAGAGAGAGCAAUUAUUCGACUAUCUUUUUCUAUUCAUUGUAUUAAACUUCGUUUUACACUUCUAAGGACUAUGACAAUACUCGAAAUAGAUUAGUACAAUUUAUAUGUACUAGCAGCACACCUGUAACAUUCCGAAAUUAACAACCAAUCACUGGGCAUUUAAAUUUGUCAGUCUAAAUAUAGAACGGGGCAACACAGGUAUAUAACAGCACAACCCUGACAGCGGUUAGCAAUUGCAUAAACAAACCCUCAGAUGUCUUUGUGCUGCCGGCGUCCUAAGAAAAACCUUACAGAUAUCGGAAUGGCGGAAGUCAGAAAGAAAUUAGUGAUAGUGGGAGACGGUUCUACGGGUAAGACGUGUCUCUUGAUGGUGUUCAGUCGGGACCAGUUCCCCGAUGUCUACAUUCCUACCGUGUUUGAAACAUACGUUGCGGACAUCGAAGUGGACAAUAAGCAAGUGGAACUAGCCCUUUGGGACACGGCGGGGCAGGAGGACUAUGACAGGCUCCGCCCUCUGUCCUACCCAGAUACUGACGUCAUACUGAUGUGUUACUCUGUAGAUAACCCCGACAGUCUGGUCAAUAUCCGCGAAAAGUGGACCCCUGAGGUCAGACAUUUCUGUCCAAACGUCCCCGUCGUUCUUGUGGCGAACAAAAAAGACACACGAAAUGACCCAGAAGUACUAAAAGAACUAGAACUAGAGAAGAAGGAGCCGGUGAAGGUUCAGGAAGGACAGGCUAUUGCUGAUCAGAUUCGCGCUUUCGCGUUUUUGGAAUGUUCAGCGAAAACCCAGGAGGGAGUUCGAAAAGUGUUCGAGACGGCCACACGAGCGGCACUACAAGUUCGGAAGAAACGGAAAAUUCGAAAGUGUAAAAUUUUUUGACAAAAAAACCAAGUGUUUACAACUAUUGAGAACACAGGACUUUGAUGGUAUAAAGAAGAAAAUUGCAGCAAUUCUGUGAUAUUUUUAUCAAUACAAACUUCAAUGUGUUCAUUCUCACAAAAGUACAUCGCAGGGACUUAUGUAGAAAAAUCAAGACCUCGCCCCUCUCUCUAAGAAAAAUAACUUUUUUCAUAGGGGAUGUCUAGAUUUUUCUCCACAAGUUCCUGUGUUCACGUACAUGGUGCAAUUUCAUGGUUAUGUGUGUGUGACUUGUAUGCUUAAAUGUUAAUUUUUGAAUGGUAUGUUUUCUGAGUGACUGAGUAUUUAUUUCAGAAAGUACGUAUGCAUAUGUUUAUUAUAUGUUAUGUAACAUUUGAAUGUUUUAUGUGAAAAUAAUUAAAUGAACAUGAAUUUUAA